CUCUAGAUGAAGAAGCAGUAGCCCACCUUAUGGCCACAAUUACAACAGAACAUACCAUUUCGGUGCGCGCUCCCCCUUGCUGCACCACGGGGUCGGCGGAUUUGUGUAUAUUUUGUGUAUAUCUCUGUAAUCUACCAGCACCUGACUUCACAGGCCGGCCAACUGCGACUUUCAAUCUUGCAUUUCAUCCCAAACUCGGAGACCUGUGGAGUCAUUGUCCUGGUGUAGCCCAGCCAUCCCUUCCAUUCCAAACUCCAACCCUUCAGACAGGGAUUCAGGGAACAGGUCACUGGCAGGUGACUUCUCAGGUGUUCAUUCACUUUCUGUAAUCAACCAUGUUGUGCAUGCUUGGAGGUCAACAGAGCCCCAAACAGGUGGCGAUGUCCACCCUCGGGUCGUAGCUGAUAUACCACCUUUCAAUGACUGGGAUUACCCCCCGCACCAUCGAAUGUGGAUGCCUCCAUCCUGGCUUCGUAAGGAAGACGAUUCGCUUGGAACGUUCAGCACCGGAACUCCGCUUCGAUCUCCGGUCGAAGGGCAGUCGAAGCUCCGCGCCUUUGUUUUCACUUUCCUGAUUAAGGUCUUCACCGCCGAGCUGCCAGGAGCUGCGCGAAUCUGCCGCCCAAGAAGAGGUGAAGGACAGUGUACGCAUCGAAGAGGUACGUUCGUGAACUGGUGCGCCUGUGGUUUCCUGGCCAUGUGGGCGUUCAUGAAGCCUCGUGAGUCUGCGCGGAUCACCACCAGGAUCUUAUACUUUCUCACCUUCGCCAUCUAUGCCGGUGGUUUGGGCUUCUACACCUCUGCUGCCAACAACUUAAAGGACUUGCCUCCCAUGGGUGAACAGG
Molecule: messenger RNA, 845 nt
Organism: Durusdinium trenchii
Lineage: Eukaryota; Dinophyceae; Suessiales; Symbiodiniaceae
Source: the annotation of a GenBank genome assembly